UGCUAAUGUUUCCUCACGGAGAACUUUCGCAGUUGUAUCAGCAUGUGUUGUGAGAAUUUCUGAAGAGGAAUCUUUGCCUUCUCGUUGUCAGUGGGUUGUUUUGAUUAAGUUAGUUUUUAGAACUGGAAAGCAUGUCAUCUCCCGAGGUGGUUCUGGGUUUCCUUGAAGAAGCAGAACCGUGGCGGCUUCAGUCUCCGCAGUUCCCCAGCAAGGUCGGAGGGAAGCCGGCGUGGCUCAGCCAGACGGGCCUGCCCCUUCAGUCCGAUCUGGAGUGUGAGAAAUGCGGGCUGCCCAUGGUCUUCCUGCUGCAGGUGUACGCACCCAUUUCGGGUCAGGACAGAAGUUUCCACAGAACGCUUUUCCUGUUCUGCUGUAAAACUCCUGAGUGUUACUCCCACAACGACAGCCGCUGCUUGAAAGUUUUCAGAAGUCAGCUACCCAGGAAGAAUGAGUUCUACCCCUACGACCCUCCUCCAGAUGAUGAACCACAGACCGUCUCUAAAGAGGACAACAACAUUUUAUCCCGCUCAGGAGUCAAGCUGUGCUGGGUGUGUGGUUGCCCUGGAAACAAGGCCUGCUCCCGCUGCCACACUGUAACCUACUGUGGUAAACACCACCAGACUGUCCACUGGAAACACUCCCACAAGAAGGAGUGCCUCAGCGCAGCUCUGCCCUCGGCUUCUGCCUCCCCCUUCCUGUUCCCCGAGUCUGAGCUCGUGACUGAGCCUGAAGAGGGAGGGGAGGAAGGAGGUGACGCACAGAGAGGAGGAGGAGAAGAACAGAAAAGUACUGAAGGUCCUUCCUUAUCUGACACUCUGGCAGAAUCAGAUCUGGAGGAGAUGGCGUUGCACGAGACUGAAGACAACAAAGUGUUCCAGCGGUUCAAGAGGAAAAUCGCCUCAGAGCCGCACCAGGUGAUUCGUUACAGUCGAGGAGGCCGACCCCUGUGGGUCUCAUCCAGUCACGUCCCUGCAGAGGAGGAGAUCCCACCAUGCACCUGCGGCGCCAACAGGACCUUUGAGUUUCAGGUGAUGCCUCAGCUGCUAAACAGCCUCUGCGUGGACUCAACGGGAGCCAGCAUCGACUGGGGAACCGUUACGGUCUACACCUGCUCGGCUAGCUGUAACCAUGGAGACCAGUACCGCUCGGAGUUCGUCUGGAAACAGGACUUCAGCGCAGAUCAACUGACUCAGCAUAGAAACACGUAGUACAAAUAUGUUGGUUAUAGUUGCAGAAAACAGAAGAUAAAGUGCUCAAAUUAA
Molecule: messenger RNA, 1262 nt
Organism: Gambusia affinis (western mosquitofish)
Lineage: Eukaryota; Metazoa; Chordata; Actinopteri; Cyprinodontiformes; Poeciliidae
Gene: pdcd2
Product: programmed cell death 2
Exons: 8
Coding region: 132-1208 (358 amino acids)
Cellular component (GO): cytoplasm; nucleus
Source: RefSeq, a predicted model, not a curated record